CUUGUUAGGCACCUUUUUUGUUCGUUGAAGUGUUGUAUGUUGAGGGCUUGAAGUGCAGCAGCUGCACGCUAUCGAAGUGCACGAAGUGCAUGGCAAGCAAACCUUGAAAUUGAUUUGUCUCCCGUGCGGACUGAGCGGGCCGGCAGGGUGCCCCAGAUGAUUGCAGCGAUCGGCAGUGUUGACGUUGAUAUGACUUGGAAAGGUGUUUACCCAGGCAUGCAAGCACCACAUAGUUGUACCAGUCAACCAGCCCCAACAACUUUGAAGCUGUUGCUUCAAAAGUCUGGUGUUUUCAGUCACUGUCGGAAGAAUAUCCAAACCUUGAAGCAAUGCUCCCUGUCCUACCAUUGUUGUCUUUGUCUCAGCCAGAGACAAAAACAACAUCAGACCUCACAGGACAUUUGUACAGUACUAAGGAUGUGGCCCCAUCAGCGGCCACUAGACCCUUGAUGGAUGACUUCUGGCCAGUAAACCUCCUUCCUUUGCCUGUCUUUUCUUGGAAGGGCUUUGCUUGGAGCAGCUGCUGCAUAAGAAUGCGCUGUUUGUGCUUCGCUGCCACAAGACAAAGGCUAUAGCCUGUAACUGUGACUUUGUUUCUGAACAAUAAGCAACUUGGAACUCCAAUGUGGGGGUUAAUGUCUCACAUGCUGAACAUCAAUUUUCUGUUUUCCAUGGAAAAACAACAUGUUGUGGGCAAUGCCAUGUUUGUAAAGAAAAGUCUUACUUACGACUUACACCUCAGAACUUUGUUUUGGUGUCCAAGAAGGUUGAUAGAGCAGGCUUGGCCGAUUCCUGAAAUCCAGCCCGCUAGUUGCUAUCGUGGCAUGUGAGAAUGUGCAAGCAGUUCGCAGUGGGAAGCCCGUUGUGCAACAGACAGAGCCUUGACCUGUCCAAGAUCUGCCGAGAGCCGUGCAGUGAGCCGUUGUGAGUGGAAGGGCCGCAGCUGUUUCUUCAAGCUCUAGCAUCUUCUUUGUUUCUGAGCUGUCCUUCCUUAUCUACCUUCUUUGGUGAGAGUUGAUGUUUUUCAGCUCUCCCAAAACAAGUCUAGCUGAUUCUAGCUCUGUUUUUCAGUUUAAGAUUCUUCACCCAAUUCCUAUCCUUCAUUGCUGUGGCUUAUCAGUAAGUGAUCUUACUGGCAGCGGAGGCUUUGGGGUCCUGAAGAUUGCAGGAGGUUGAUGGAAUAGAUUGAUGAAUUGCUGCUGCAGUGUCCUCGAUCAGCUUGAUAAAACCAUUUUAGCAUUCCAUGGUAUAAAAACAUGACAGCAGAAGACGAGGUCCUUGUAAUGCCCAUCACCAAUGAAGUCACAGAAUCCAGUUUCUAACCUCUGCUAAAUCUACGUCUCACUCUCAGUGAGUUCUAAACACGGACGAACAACAAUGUCCUUGCUCAACACUCUUGAUGCAUGGCUAGGGGAAAGUGUGUGUGUGUGUGUGUCUUUGUAUGUACAGGGCACAUACAUAGACAACUUGGCAGCAGCCUGGUUCAAAAGACUUGGAUCAGCUGCGUUUUCAAUGAUUUUCUGCUUUGCUUUGUUGCGCUGGAGUCACAGGGGUUCAUAGUGUGAACUAAAUGAACACUUGUAAGCCCUUCACUCAUCCAGUGCACUAAAUUAGGCUUGUUUGAUUUAGGGUGAAGAGGCACCGCCGAUCGACCUGAGUCUCAAGGUGACCAUCCCAAUGUCUAUGAGAAGGUAUGGCUGACGCAAAUGACGUUGGCUUUAUCCACCAGUGUGUUUUGUGUGGCUCCUUCUCAGUUUGGGCUAUUGAUUCCUUGGACCCGAUAGAGGUGUCAAGAAAGGUGAGUGCACAAGGUUCCCACAAGACGUUGCAAAAGGACGUCCAUGCAGCCGAGCUUGAGCUGCUUGAGGAUAUCCAACGGCGAACCUGCAACGUUUCUGAGGAGGGCCAAGUGGGCUCAGCGAACCGCUUCACAUUUUUGCCCUGCAGUACGUGUAUAGAGAUCGUUGAGGGCAAGAUCUUUGCAGAGUGGCUAGGUGACAGGCAGAAUUGUGACAAGCCAACUCCACUCUCCCCGCAUAUGGCAGUAUAUUUUGAAGAUUCCAUGCCACCGGCAUAUAUUCGGAAGGCUGGAAAGUGGUGUCUUGCUCAAGGGGUCGGUCCGAAGGACCUAGAAGUCAAGCUGCCCUUCCAACUUCCAGCAGGACAAUUCAAAGCUUUGCUGCCGCCAAUAUCCCUUCCUUUGAGGCCACUGUGUUGGCCAAGGAAAGGUGAGUGCCGUGGUGACAACGCUGAUGAAGAACCUCGUGAAAAGUGGCUGGAACGGCAGCAUCUUCUCCAGGUUUUUUUCGUGCUUGCUACUGCCCCUACUCACGAGGCACCAUGUGACACUGUCGAGCACACAGCACGGCCACCUGUUGGUCAGGUGCUACCUUUCAUUUCUGACUUGUUGUUGACAGCUGAAGAGGAGUUUCGGCCAGUUUCACAAAAGCGAUCGAAAGGUGCAGCAAUUUGUGUGCCGCACCGUGGAUAUGUGAGAGUGCCACUGCUUGCAGUUGCAGAGGCUAUUUCUCCUUUGGUGGAAUCUCACUUGGCAUGCCAAAAAAAGUGGGCAGAACGCAGGUCAUUCUCGAGUGAGUAUGACAACACCCCCGUUGAAAAAGCCUCCGGAUCAAUAGUCAUGGAGCCGAAAUGCGACUCAAACCUGACAAGCUUUCAAUUUCGAAGCUGCCAACUCCUGUCUCGACAGGCUUUCGGAUUCUGGAAAGUGGAGAUCCUCCUCAAUGCGUUGUCGGCCAUGAAGGCUCCUGUAGACCUUGUUUGUGUCCGAUGUCCUGCAGAUGUGCGGCAUCGCGCGGGAUACUCUCCGAAGCACAACCGGAUUUGGAUGUGUGCCAACCGGUUUUGGAAUCCUUUCGAGUUCCGAAGAGUGCUCGUCCACGAACUGACGCAUGCCUUUGACUUUGCCCGUGCCAAAGUUGACACUGGAUCUUGCGUACAUAUAGCAUGCACCGAAAUUCGAGCUUGGAACUUGAGCGGGGAGUGUGACUUAUGGCGGAACUCCUUCAAGUACUUUGGCGAGGAGAUGAUCAAUCGAAAGCAGCGAUGUGUGCGGGAUGGCGCGGUUGCAUCACUGUUGGAGAACGAGCGCUGCCAGGAUACAUAUGUGGCGCACGCAGCCCUUGAGGAGGCAUGGCCUCAGUGCUGGAGGGACUAUUGGCCCUUUACAACAAAGCCGGACUUGGACACACGUUGGCGACAGUCUCCAAUGCUUCGAUAG
Durusdinium trenchii is the source of this 3238-nucleotide messenger RNA. Lineage: Eukaryota; Dinophyceae; Suessiales; Symbiodiniaceae. The record is from the annotation of a GenBank genome assembly.